GUGUCAAAUCUUCACGUCCGGACAAAUUCCGGCCAAAAUAUGCUGCGAAUCUUCCUUCUUUACUUGGUAUUAAUAAAACUCACCUAAUUUCGUUCAUAAACAAAUACAAAGAACAAUGGCAGCCACUAGAUUUGUGCAGCGAGUUCGGCCGGCCGCCGCUGUGUCCGCCUCUUCCUCUUCUUCGUCUCCAUCGUCGAUGACGAACGUGAGGGUUUUGGGAAAAACAGGGUUAAAUUUGAACAAUGGCGAACGGUUAAUUACUUCUGGAGGGGACGAGAGGAGGCAGUUAGUCACCGUGAAGGCGGCGGCAGCGACGGCGGCUCCCAAAACUGUGGAAACUAAAACCGGAGAAUUGGAUUUGGGUUCUUUAGUGGCGAAUCUCCUCAUUCAAUUGAAGAAUACCUUGGGGAAGACGAAGAUUAAGAAGGGAGAGAUUCAGAAGUUCAUCGAAAAGAUAAUAAUCGACUGUCGGUUCUUCACAUUGUUAGCCGUCUCCGGAUCUUUAAUGGGUUCGAUACUCUGUUAUAUUGAGGGGAGUUUCAUUGUUGUGGAGUCAUAUCUGCAGUAUUUCCACGGUCUUUCACAGAGAACGGACCAAACUCACACAGUGGAGCUUCUAAUCGAGGCCUUAGAUAUGUUCCUCGUCGGAACAGCUCUGAUUGUUUUUGGGAUCGGAUUGUUUGCAAUGUUCGUGGGAUCGGAGAAGAUGAAGGAUAAAAACCAGAAAUGGAGUUCUAGGUCGAAUUUGUUCGGUUUGUUCUACAUGAAGAAAAUUCCGACGUGGGUAGAAAUGGAAUCAAUGUCAGCUGCGAAAUCGAAGAUUGGACAUGCGGUGAUGAUGAUACUGCAAGUGGGUGUGUUAGAAAAGUUCAAGAAUAUACCAUUGAGCUCUGCCGUCGAUCUGGCAUGUUUCGCAGCCGCCGUACUGAUUUCCUCCGCCUCCAUCUUCUUCCUCUCUAAACUCAACGUGGGAGGAGGCGGCAGCAGCGGUUUCAAGUGAACCAUGCGCGGUGCUUCCUUGUUCAUUGACAUCCACAAAUUUAUGUAAACUUUUGGAAGUUUAGACUUUUUGGGAGAGAGAUAUUACCAAAAUUCUUUUACUUACUAAUUUAAUCUUCUUCUUCUUUUUGUUUCCAAAAUGGUAACAUAUACCAAUUUGUAUAACACAAUUGAUUGUACUAUAUUCAAUUUUUACGUAUUUAAUAGUUAAAGUUACUAUUUUUUCAUGAUA
Molecule: messenger RNA, 1231 nt
Organism: Cucumis sativus (cucumber)
Lineage: Eukaryota; Viridiplantae; Streptophyta; Magnoliopsida; Cucurbitales; Cucurbitaceae
Exons: 5
Coding region: 116-1000 (294 amino acids)
Source: RefSeq, a predicted model, not a curated record